Molecule: messenger RNA, 564 nt
Organism: Cryptococcus amylolentus CBS 6039
Lineage: Eukaryota; Fungi; Basidiomycota; Tremellomycetes; Tremellales; Cryptococcaceae
Exons: 1
Coding region: 1-564 (187 amino acids)
Source: RefSeq, a predicted model, not a curated record
AUGCUCUCCGCUCCACUACAUUGCUCCAUCUGCGCUAUCCCAUGCCUUCUUCCCCGCAACGAGCUCCCCCCACCCGAAGCCUCUUUCCUCGCAGACUCUCUCGUUUCUCCAAGCAAACCGUCUGGCGUAGGCGCGACGGGUUGGUUGAACGAAUGGUAUUGCCUCCGCGUUUCUUCAGGUAUCGUCAGUCCCGAACCCUUCCUCCCUCCCACUCCACCAAUCUCACCCACAUCCAAAGCUUCCCCCUCUCCCGAGCAGACCGGAGCCAAGACAAAGCGCUGCGUACCGAUCCAUGCAUACUGCCUCCUCGCGAUUCUCUCCACUAUCCGCCAGUCACAGUUCAACAACGCGCAGACGCAUGAGGAGAAGAUGAUGAUUGAGUGGAGUUUGCCGAGAUGGAGUGGGUCUGGGCCUUGGGCGAGGAAAGGUGAUGAGGAGGGUGAAGGAGCGGGAGGGGGGUUGAGCUUGGGGCAUUGGAGAGGGCUGGUCAGUCAGAGGGAGAGGUGGGAGAUGGAGGGGAAGCAUUAUCUGGAUGCAGGUAAAGUGGUGUUGCGGCGGGAUUAG